Eubalaena glacialis (North Atlantic right whale) is the source of this 4186-nucleotide messenger RNA. It is a transcript of the gene DCTN1, whose product is annotated as dynactin subunit 1. Gene Ontology annotation, biological process: establishment of mitotic spindle orientation; nuclear migration. The record is from RefSeq and is a predicted model, not a curated record. Gene Ontology annotation, cellular component: microtubule associated complex; axon; kinetochore. Lineage: Eukaryota; Metazoa; Chordata; Mammalia; Artiodactyla; Balaenidae. The coding region runs from base 124 to 3843 and encodes 1239 amino acids. The transcript is spliced from 28 exons.
GCGGCACGGCGGGCAGCCCAAGAGGGCGGGGCGGGCCCCCGCUAGGGCUUGGGCGUCGGUCGCCGGUGGGGCCCGGCGCCGGGCGUGGAGCCCCUGACAGGACAGACUCCCAGCGGCAACAGAAUGAGUGCGGAGGCAAGUGCCCGGCCUCUGCGAGUGGGCUCCCGCGUGGAGGUGAUUGGAAAAGGCUACCGUGGCACUGUGGCCUAUGUUGGAGCCACGUUAUUUGCCACUGGCAAAUGGGUAGGUGUGAUCCUGGAUGAAGCAAAAGGCAAGAAUGAUGGAACCGUCCAAGGCAGGAGGUACUUCACUUGUGAUGAAGGGCAUGGCAUCUUUGUGCGCCAAUCCCAGAUCCAGGUAUUUGAAGAUGGAGCAGAUACUACUUCCCCAGAGACACCUGAUUCUUCUGCCUCAAAGGUCCUCAGAAGAGAGGGAACUGACUCAAAUGCAAAGACCAGCAAACUGCCCACCCGCCCAGCCAGCACUGGGGUAGCUGGGACCAGUAGUUCCCUGGGCCCCUCUGGCUCAGCAUCAGCAGGUGAGCUGAGCAGCAGUGAGCCCAGCACCCCAGCUCAGACUCCGCUGGCGGCACCCAUCAUCCCCACGCCAGCCCUCACCUCUCCUGGAGCAGCCCCACCGCUUCCUUCCCCGUCUAAGGAGGAGGAGGGGCUGAGGGCCCAAGUGCGGGACCUGGAGGAGAAACUGGAGACCCUGCGACUGAAACGUGCAGAAGACAAGGCAAAGCUAAAAGAGCUGGAGAAACACAAGAUUCAGCUGGAGCAGGUGCAGGAAUGGAAAAGCAAAAUGCAGGAGCAGCAGGCAGACCUGCAGCGGCGCCUCAAAGAGGCUCGGAAGGAAGCCAAGGAGGCACUAGAGGCAAAGGAACGCUACAUGGAGGAGAUGGCUGACACUGCUGAUGCCAUCGAGAUGGCCACUCUGGAUAAGGAGAUGGCUGAAGAGCGGGCUGAGUCCCUACAGCAAGAGGUGGAGGCGCUGAAGGAGCGUGUGGACGAGCUCACCACUGACUUGGAGAUCCUCAAGGCUGAGAUUGAAGAGAAGGGCUCAGAUGGCGCUGCAUCCAGUUACCAGCUCAAGCAGCUUGAGGAGCAGAACGCCCGCCUAAAGGAUGCCCUAGUGAGAAUGCGGGAUCUUUCUUCCUCCGAAAAGCAGGAGCACGUGAAACUCCAGAAGCUCAUGGAAAAGAAGAACCAAGAGCUGGAAGUUGUGAGGCAACAACGGGAGCGUCUGCAGGAGGAGCUGAGCCAGGCAGAGAGCACCAUUGAUGAGCUCAAGGAGCAGGUGGAUGCUGCUCUGGGUGCUGAGGAGAUGGUGGAGAUGCUGACAGACCGGAACCUGAAUCUGGAAGAGAAAGUGCGGGAAUUGAGAGAAACCGUGGGGGACUUGGAAGCAAUGAAUGAAAUGAACGAUGAGCUGCAGGAGAAUGCACGUGAGACAGAACUGGAGCUGCGGGAGCAGCUGGAUAUGGCGGGUGCACGGGUGCGAGAGGCCCAGAAGCGUGUGGAGGCGGCCCAGGAGACAGUUGCAGACUAUCAGCAGACCAUAAAGAAGUAUCGCCAGCUGACCGCCCACCUGCAGGAUGUGAACCGGGAACUGACAAACCAGCAGGAAGCAUCUGUGGAGAGGCAGCAGCAGCCACCCCCAGAGACUUUUGACUUCAAAAUCAAGUUUGCUGAGACUAAGGCCCAUGCCAAGGCAAUUGAGAUGGAAUUGAGGCAGAUGGAGGUGGCACAGGCCAACCGGCACAUGUCCCUGCUGACAGCCUUCAUGCCUGACAGCUUCCUUCGGCCAGGUGGGGACCACGACUGCGUCCUGGUGCUGCUGCUCAUGCCUCGUCUCAUUUGCAAGGCAGAGCUAAUCCGGAAGCAGGCCCAGGAGAAGUUUGAACUAAGUGAGAACUGUUCAGAGCGGCCAGGACUUCGAGGAGCUGUGGGGGAGCAGCUCAGCUUUGCUGCUGGGCUGGUGUAUUCGCUGAGUUUGCUGCAGGCCACACUCCACCGUUAUGAGCAUGCCCUCUCUCAGUGCAGUGUGGACGUGUAUAAGAAGGUGGGCAGCCUCUACCCUGAGAUGAGUGCCCACGAACGCUCCUUGGAUUUUCUCAUUGAGCUGCUGCACAAGGAUCAGCUGGAUGAGACUGUCAACGUAGAGCCUCUCACCAAAGCCAUCAAGUACUACCAGCAUCUGUACAGCAUCCACCUCUCUGAACAACCGGAAGACAGUACCAUACAGCUGGCUGACCACAUUAAGUUCACCCAGAGUGCCCUGGACUGCAUGAGUGUGGAGGUGGGACGGCUGCGGGCCUUCUUGCAGGGUGGGCAGGAGGCUUCAGAUAUUGCCCUCCUGCUCCGGGACCUGGAAACUUCGUGCAGUGAUAUCCGCCAGUUCUGCAAGAAGAUCCGGAGGCGAAUGCCAGGGACAGAUGCUCCUGGGAUCCCAGCUGCACUGGCCUUUGGACCACAGGUAUCCGACACACUCCUAGACUGCAGGAAACACCUGACAUGGGUGGUGGCUGUGCUGCAGGAGGUGGCCGCUGCUGCUGCCCAGCUCAUUGCCCCGCUGGCAGAGAAUGAAGGCCUGCCUGUGGCUGCCCUGGAGGAGCUGGCUUUCAAAGCAGGCGAGCAGAUCUACGGGACCCCCUCCAGCAGCCCCUAUGAGUGUCUGCGCCAGUCAUGCAACAUCUUGAUCAGUACCAUGAACAAGUUGGCCACAGCCAUGCAGGAGGGAGAGUAUGAUGCAGAACGGCCCCCUAGCAAGCCUCCCCCAGUUGAGCUGCGGGCUGCAGCCCUUCGUGCAGAGAUCACAGAUGCUGAAGGCCUGGGCUUGAAGCUUGAAGAUCGAGAGACAGUUAUCAAGGAGUUGAAGAAGUCACUCAAGAUCAAGGGGGAAGAGCUCAGUGAGGCCAAUGUGCGGCUGAGCCUCCUGGAGAAGAAGCUGGACAGUGCAGCCAAGGAUGCAGAUGAGCGCAUCGAGAAAGUCCAGACUCGGCUGGAGGAGACCCAGGCGCUGCUGCGGAAGAAGGAGAAAGAGUUUGAGGAGACGAUGGAUGCACUUCAGGCUGACAUCGACCAGCUGGAAGCAGAGAAAGCAGAGUUAAAGCAGCGAUUGAACAGCCAGUCCAAGCGCACGAUCGAGGGGCUCCGGGGUCCCCCUCCCUCGGGUAUUGCUACCCUGGUGUCUGGCAUUGCUGGUGGAGGUGCCUCUGGGCAGGCUCUGGGAUCUGUGCCAGGCCCAGGGGUGGUGAAGGACUCACCACUGCUGCUUCAGCAGAUCUCUGCCAUGAGGCUGCACAUCUCCCAGCUCCAGCAUGAGAACAGCAUCCUCAAGGGAGCCCAGAUGAAGGCAUCCUUAGCAGCCCUGCCCCCUCUGCACGUGGCAAAGCUCUCUCUCCUACCCCGUGAAGGCCCUGGCAGUGAUCUAGCUGCUGGAGUGCUGUAUCGUAAGACUAACCAGCUGCUGGAGACAUUGAAUCAGUUGAGCACACACACCCAUGUCGUGGACAUCACCCGCACUAGCCCUGCUGCCAAGAGCCCAUCGGCCCAGCUCCUAGAGCAAGUGGCUCAGCUCAAGUCCCUAAGCGACACCAUCGAGAAGCUCAAGGAUGAGGUCCUUAAGGAGACCGUAUCUCAGCGCCCUGGAGCCACGGUCCCCACUGACUUUGCCACCUUCCCUUCAUCAGCCUUCCUCAGGGCCAAGGAAGAGCAGCAGGACGACACUGUAUACAUGGGCAAAGUGACCUUCUCGUGUGCUGCUGGCCUUGGACAGCGACACCGGCUGGUGCUCACCCAGGAGCAGCUGCACCAGCUUCAUGGUCGCCUCAUCUCCUAAAUGCUCCUUCCCUCGCUGUCCUCUUCUACACUCAGCCCUCCUGGUGCCGCUCUGCCUGAUGCAUAGCCACCAGGUAGCCCCCAGGUAGAACCGCCUGUGUAAAGCUGUUCCUGCCCUUUUCAGCUUCACUCCCACCUGUCAGUGCCCUGCCCCUGCAGCUUGACCUGGUUCCCCUAUUUCCAUUCCCUGACCUCUGCUGGAACUUGCUGUUCAAUUGCUCCCUCCUUCCUGAGGAGCCUCAGGGGCCGUGGGGGGUAGGUAGGCUGAGAUCCCACCACCAAAGGUCAAGUGAGGUCUCCCAGAUUGAAGACUUCACCCCUUGAUUAAAGUCACUUCUGCUUCA